Closterium sp. NIES-67 is the source of this 299-nucleotide messenger RNA. The record is from the annotation of a GenBank genome assembly. NCBI's taxonomy places the organism in Eukaryota, Viridiplantae, Streptophyta, Zygnematophyceae, Desmidiales, Closteriaceae.
CUCCAGCACAUGCGCAACAGGCGAGAGGCGGAGGUGGAUGUUGAUGACGAGGUGGGGGCGGACGGUUUCUCCAGGGACAACUCGUUUGGCGCUGAGGGUGGGACUGUGGAAGUGGAGGAGGAGGAGGAGGAGGAGGAGGAGGAGGAGGAGGAGGAGGAGGAGGAGGAGGAGGAGGAGGAGGAGGAGGAGGAGGAGGAGGAGGAGGAGGAGGAGGAGGAGGAGGAGGAGGAGGAGGAGGAGGAGGAGGAGGAGGAGGAGGAUGGGAAGGGGGAGGAGUAGGCAGGAGUUGACUAGUGAUG